AUGCUCUGUAACCUCAACUUGGACGGGACCACGUCCGCGUUUGGCGCUACGGAGCGCAACGCUGUCAACAAUGACAUCAUCGAAAAGUAUGCGUCGCAAGCCUACCGCACGUUGUGUCUGGCGUACCGUGACGUGGAUGUGACCCCAGAAGUGGUCAAGAACUGGUCGGACGAGGAGAUUGAGACGGACCUGACGUGCAUUUCCAUCGUCGGGAUCGAAGACCCGGUGCGUGAAGAAGUGCCGGAAUCCAUUCGCCAGUGUAACGAAGCGGGUAUUGUCGUGCGCAUGGUGACUGGCGACAACAUCGCGACGGCCAAGUCCAUUGCGCUCAAGUGCGGAAUCAUCAGUCCCAACGACGGGUCGCUGGUGAUGGAGGGGUCCGUGUUCCGCGCUCGCGUGUUGGACGCGAACGGCAACAUCAAGCAGGACGAGUUUGACAAGAUCUGGCCCAUGCUUCGCGUGUUGGCUCGGUCGAGUCCCAAGGACAAGUACACGCUGGUGUCUGGGUUGAUUCAGUCGAACGUGUAUCCGCAUGGUCCCCAAGUGGUGGCCGUGACAGGCGAUGGGACGAACGACGCCCCGAGUUUGCGAUGA
This is a messenger RNA of Aphanomyces astaci, 594 nucleotides long. RefSeq lists its product as hypothetical. The record is from RefSeq and is a predicted model, not a curated record. Gene Ontology annotation, molecular function: P-type calcium transporter activity; nucleotide binding. Gene Ontology annotation, cellular component: intracellular membrane-bounded organelle. The transcript has 2 exons. The coding region runs from base 1 to 594 and encodes 197 amino acids. Lineage: Eukaryota; Oomycota; Saprolegniomycetes; Saprolegniales; Verrucalvaceae.